UGCGCGAGGAAAAGACGUCAGCGCUUGGAGAAUUGAAAGGUGAAAGGUCGUAUGGAAGAUGGCGGCUCUCGUGGAUGACAUGUUUACUCUUUGCGUGGAUCGUGAAAAAGCUGCCGGCAGCGUGGAAGUCAGAUUUAUCGACAGUGUAAAGGGCCACGGCGUUUUUGCCAGAAAAGCCAUGAAGAAAGGAGACACAAUUUUCAUUGAGCGUCCCCUCAUCUCUGCCCAGUUCCUGUGGAACGCUUUGUACAAAUAUAAAGCCUGUGAAUACUGUUUACGAGCUUUGGAGACUGCAGAGGAGAACGCGAGGAGACUCAGCGGCCUCCCCGGGCUCAGCCUGCCUCACCCCGAGCUGUGCCACGUUCGACCUGAAUUGCACCAGCCCUGCCCUCAGUGCCAGGUUAUGUACUGUAGCAGCGAAUGCCGACAAGCGGCAGCGGAUCAGUACCAUCGGGUUCUGUGUCUGGGUCCAUCCCAGGAAGAUCCCGAUCAUCCCAUCAACAAGCUGAAAGAUGCAUGGAGGAGUAUGCACUAUCCCCCAGAAACGUCCAGCGUCAUGCUUUUGGCCAAAAUGGUGGCUGUUGUCAAGCAGGCUAAAGACAAAGCUCACUGGCAGAAGAUGUUUUCACACUUCUGCAGCAGGACGGCCAACGAGGAAGAAGAGCUGGUCCACAAGCUUCUGGGGGAGCAGUUCAGAGCACAGCUGGCUCUGCUGCACAGCCUUUUCACAGCAGCACUUUUUGAUGAUCACCUCAGUCGGUGGUUUGUUCCUGAGGGGUUUCGCUCUCUGUUCGCGCUCGUGGGGACUAACGGACAAGGCAUCGGCACCAGCUCGUUAAGUCAGUGGGUUCAUGCCUGUGAUGCACUAGAGCUUCCCAGCCAGCAGAGGGAGCAGUUGGACUCGUUUAUUGACCAGCUGUACAAGGACAUUGAGAAAGAAACGGGAGACUUUCUGAACUGUGAGGGUUCUGGACUUUUUCUGCUUCAAAGCUCGUGUAACCACAGCUGCAUACCCAACGCAGAGGCAUCUUUCCCCAACAACAACUUCCUGCUUCACCUCAGUGCCCUUAGUGACAUCAGCCCCGGACAGGAGAUCUGCAUCAGUUAUUUGGACUGCUGUCAGCGUGACCGAAGUCGCCACAGCAGACACAAAAUUCUGAGGGAGAACUACCUGUUUGUCUGCUCGUGUCCAAAGUGCAACUCCCAGAUGGACGAUCCGGACGUGACGUCUGAGGAGGAAGAGGAAGAAGAGUGUGAGGCAGAAGGUGAAACUGAGGGAGACGAGAUGGAAGAUGAGAUGACGGAUGUCUGAUGAGAGACUUACCACAUAACUCGCAUUACUGGCUUAUUCAGGAGCUAUGUGGAAAAAAGAAAACCUUCAGUUAUUCUUUGGGUAGAAACCUUUCCUUCAGUGUUAUAGAUUUAAGUUUGCACUGCGGUCAGAAGAUAUUAAAUGGUGAGUUUUGUCAUCAUUUCAGCUCGACUUCAGUGCUGCAGAUUUUUCACUGAAAUAAUGACAAACUGAAGCACAGACCGU
This is a messenger RNA of Thalassophryne amazonica, 1537 nucleotides long. RefSeq names its product SMYD family member 5 (gene smyd5). Lineage: Eukaryota; Metazoa; Chordata; Actinopteri; Batrachoidiformes; Batrachoididae. Bases 59 to 1312 code for a protein of 417 amino acids. Gene Ontology annotation, molecular function: protein binding; histone H4K20 methyltransferase activity. The transcript has 13 exons. The record is from RefSeq and is a predicted model, not a curated record.